GAUAUUUCGUGCGGUUAGUUGGCGCGCGGGGCCCCGGUGACUGGGACGGCCAAGACAGGCGCUCCGUAUAAAAGGAGAGACAGGAGACAGGGCCUAACGAACAGGAUAUAUUCUAAACGGAGCGACGACCACACAGUGACGACGACCACGACGAAGACGAUCGAAUAUUAAAGAAAUUUAUAUUUCUCUCAUCUUUCUUUCCGCCUUUUUCAUUUCUCUCUCUCUCUCUCUCUCUCUCUCACUCACUUCUUUUUCACUUUCGUUCGCGGCCUGCAUUUCGCUUCGACUUUCGAGAAUCAAAGUGCGCGAACCGCGUGUACGAGCCGCGAGCUCGACCCACGGAGGAGCUCAGGAUCAACGUUAAACUCGCCGAGGAAUCCAGGAUUUCCACUGUCCACGGGGGACCACCACGGUUCUUAAUUGCCUCCAGUUUAUUCGGAUAUUUCACCGCUCGCAUCAAGUCCGAGGAGGAUCGCGAGCAGCGAGAGGAGGAGAGCAUCGGUUGGAUGGUGCCGCGGGUCGGCGCCGUUUGAACCGAUCGGAAGCAGAGAUAGGGCAGGUUUUCUCGGGAAGCAAGGAAGGAAAGGAAAGAGCGAGGAAAGCUCUCGAUCCCGAAGGCGAGAGGGUGGCGCGCCACCCGAGAAGUUCGCGGUAAAGGGAGGAGUGGCGAAGGCGACCCAACGCCAUGGGGGUCGCCGACGAUUUCGCGCCGAGCUUCACCCAGAAGCCGCAACUCAGGCAGGAGGACGACGGGAAUCGACUGAUCUUCGAGUGUCAACUGAUCAGCUCGCCUAAACCCGAGAUAUCAUGGUACCGCGGCGAGACCGAGUUGAGUCCGGACGCCAGGACCAACUUCAGGAUGCAGAGCAUCGGGACCAACAAGUUCCUCGUGGUGCUGGAGCUCGACGACGUUAUCGAGACCGACGCCGGCCUGUACAAGGUCAAGGCCAAGAACAAGAUGGGCGAGGUCGCGGCUUCGAUUAACCUGAAUUUCAGCCCUGUCGAUGAGCCUAGGGAGAAACAAAUCGAUGGAAUCGCGCCAACUUUUGCGAAGAAGCCUGCAAUCAGACAAGAAGACGAUGGUAAACGAUUACUUUUCGAAUGUCGUAUCACGGCUGAUCCCACGCCAAAAGUAACGUGGUUUCACGAUGGGAAUAUGGUCAAAGAUUCACCGAGGCAUAAGCUCACCGUCGACAAAGAUGGCCACUCGUACUUCGCGACUCUGGAGAUCAAAAACGUGACCGUUGAGGAUGCUGGUAAAUAUAAGGUCACCGCGAAGAACGAGCUCGGCGAAUCCAAUGCCACUAUUUCCCUAAAUUUCGAUAAUGCAGAAGAAGGACCUGGUUUCGCACCGACGUUCGUCGAGAAACCCCGUAUCAUUCCAAACGAAACCGGUACCUUGAUCACGAUGAAGUGCAAGUGCAAGGCGAACCCGAAGCCGGAAGUCACGUGGUUCCGUGGGACCAAUGUCGUCAAGGAAUCAUCCAAGAUUUCGAUCAAGACGAAAACCGUGGAGGAGGACGUGUACGAGUUGAUCAUGGAGAUCAAGGAUCCCUCCGCGCCGGACGGUGGCACUUACAGGUGUCACGUGAAAAAUGAAUACGGCGAAAGUAACGCGAAUUUGAACCUGAACAUCGAGGCAGAACCCGAACCCGAAGGCGACGGACCGACCUUCGUGGAGAAGCCACGCAUUCAAUCCCAGAACCAGGGUAAACUCGUGAUAAUGGACUGCAAAGUGAAGGCGAAACCGAAACCCGAAAUCGUAUGGACCCACGCUGGCAAGGUGGUGAAGGAGUCCUCGAAAAUUUCCAUCAGCAUCGUUCAAGAAAAGGAAGACAUUUAUUACAUCAAGCUGACGUUGAACGAUCCUGGCUCCGAAGACUCUGGCUUGUACAAAUGCAACAUCAAGAACGACCUCGGUGAACUAAACGCCAAUUUGACGCUCAACGUCGAAAUCGUACCCGUGAUCAAGGAGAAGCCAAAGGUCGUGAAGAUCGUGAAGAAGAAGACGGUGAUCGUCGAGUGCCACGUGCUUUCCAAAUUCUCGCCAGAAUGCACUUGGUUCAAGGAAUCCAAAGCCGUGAAAGAAGACACCAGGCACAAAGUUCACGUGGAGCAAGUGAAAGAGGGAGAAUUCGCCGUGAAGCUAGAGAUCGAACAGGUAUCAGCUUCCGACAAGGGUAUAUACAAAUUAGUGGCCCGUAACGAGAAAGGAGAGGCAACGUCCCAAGUGGUGGAAGUGACGGACAUUAUGGAAGAGGGAGAGAAGCCCAAGAUAGCAUCCGGUUUGAAAUCGGCGACGAUCGAGGAGGGCAAAUCGAUCGAACUUGUAGCUAGUCUCUCGAAGCUGGACCGCAAAGUUACCAUUACGUGGUACAGAGAUUCCACGCAAGUCAAAGCCUCCAAGGACAUAAUGAUAUCCUUCAACGGCACAGAUAUGAAACUGACCAUCACGUCUGCUUCUACUUCGUACUCUGGAACCUACAAAGUUGUUGUCAGCAACGAUUACGGCCAGGACGAGUCCUCUGCCCGAUUAGUCGUCAAGAAAAAGGAAGAGAAGAAGGAGGAGGAGGAGGAGGAAGAGAAGAAGAAGAAGAAGGUCGAGAAGAAGGAAGAGGAGAAGAAGGAAGAGAAGAAAGAGGAGAAGAAGGUAGAGAAGAAGGUCGAAAAGAAAGAAGAGAAGAAGGAAGAAAAGAAAGAAGAGAAGGUAAAAAGCCCGAUCUGGGACGAUUACGAGAGAAGCGUGCCGGAGGAAUCGGAGGAAGAGUAUUCGGAGGAGGACGAGAACGAGGAGGAAGCGGUGAGUGUAAUCGAGUCCAGCAUCGCAGAGCCAAUUGUCGAGGAAGCAGAUUCGCAAUCAGAAACAAUUUCACGAGUAGAGGAUGUACCCGACAACCGACUGAACGGUAUCGACAAACCAGGUUCCAGGAAGAAACUGGAAGUUCUACAGAAGAAACCAGAAGAGAAGAAAAUCGAAGAAAAGAAGGAAGUUGAAAAGAAGAAGAUAGCGAAGAAAGAAGAAGAAAAGAAAGAGGAAGCUUCUCUUAAAGCAGAGAAAAUUGUGUCUCGCAAGCAGUCUAUCAGUAGAGUGGAAGAAUUACGGACAGAGAGCCGAAGAAGUUCUUUGGUGGCAACGGAGGAAAAGACCGAAGCGGAAGUGAAGACGGAGAGCCGGCGAUCUUCAAUCGUCGAGAAGAAGAUAACCGCCGAAAAGAAGGAGGUCGUCGCUAAAGCCAAGACCGUCGGAAAGGAAGAAAAGAAGGUGGAACCGAAACCUAAACCCACGAUAGAAGAACCCAAGAAAACAGAACCCACCAAACCAAAGACUACACUCGGUAAACCCGAGGAGGCAAAGAAAGAGGAACCUGUAGCUAAACCCAAAACACCCGCGAGUAAACCCGAAGAAACAAAGAAAGAUGAACCUGCUCCGAAACCUAAGGCCACACUUGGUAAACCCGAGGAGGCUAAGAAGGAGGAACCUGCUCCGAAACCUAAGGCCACACUUGGUAAACCCGAGGAGGCUAAGAAGGAGGAACCUGCUCCGAAACCUAAGGCCACACUUGGUAAACCCGAGGAGGCUAAGAAAGAGGUACCUGCUCCAAAACCUAAGGCCACACUUGGUAAACCCGAGGAGGCUAAGAAGGAGGAACCAGCUCCGAAACCUAAGGCCACACUUGGUAAACCCGAGGCGGCUAAGAAGGAGGAACCUGCUCCGAAACCUAAGGCCACACUUGGUAAACCCGAGGAGCCUAAGAAGGUGGAACCUGCCCCGAAACCUAAAACCACGCUUGGUAAACCCGAGCCCCCGAAGGCGGAGGAGCCGGGCAGAAAAUUGAGUCUGAAGCCUGGGGUGAAGAUCGAGGAAGAAGCUAAGACGUUGAAUAAAGUGGAACUGAAGAAAACCGAAAAGGUGGAGAAGACCGAAGUUAAGAAGACGAAAGCUGCGAAAAUGUCGAAGGAGAAGAGCUACGAGCUUCCAGAGAUCCCAGAUUACGAGCGACCUGUGCUGGAGAAGCCUCAGGAAUUCGAUUUCGGGGAGCACGUACCUCGAGACAAAACGAAGCUCGAUAGGCCGGUCACACAGAAAUUCGACUCUAAGCCGAAGGUGCCAGAGAUCAAAGCACCGGAGACACCGAAGAUCGAAGUGAUCAAAGACGUGACCCCGGCUGGAAGCAGAAAGAGUUCUCUGAUACCCGGUAGCGGUACAACCAGUCGACGGGGCUCCUUGAUACCGCCCGAAGAAUUGGGUCGCAGACCCAGUCUGAUAAUCAGUGACGAGUUGGGAAGGUUACGCCCCGGCGAGGUGUUAGACCCUAAGCGUCGUCGUCCGAGCACGGACGUCAGAAGACCCAGCGUGGCGGACCUUGAGAAUAAGAUCAAUCAGCCGAGCACACCUCUUCGAGAUGUCGGACCACCGGGACCACCUCAAAUCGUCGAUGUUCAGGAGUCAUAUUCCGCCGUGGAAGACUCGACGGCGUACCUCACGGUCGGAGUGGAAGGCACGCCCGCGCCGACUUUCAAGUUCUACAAGGGAAUCACCGAGAUCAUCGAAGGUGGCCGAUUCAAGUUCCUUACGGACACAGAGACCAAUACGAUCACCCUCUGCAUGAGGAAGACGAAGCCCAACGACGAGGGCACAUACAAGAUCGUCGUGAGCAACAUCCAUGGCGAGGACUCUGCCGAGAUGCAGCUCUACGUUUCCGACGCCAGUGGUAUGGACUUCCGCGCCAUGCUGAAGAAGAGAAAGUAUCAGAAAUGGGCGCGAGAAGAGCAAGAACAGGAGAAGGUAGACUUGAAGGAAGUGGAGAAACCGAUGCCGGCUUUGAAGAAAGUCGAAAGGAAACAGGAAAGUUUCCUCAAACCACUGGUGGAUCAAUAUGCCAAGGAAGGCAAAGACAAGAAGGUCGUCUUCGAAGCGAACUUCUCCAAGCCGAACUGCAAACCGAAAUGGUCCUUCAGGAAGGACGAACUGUUCCCUUCGUCGAAGUACAAGUUCAAGAACGAGGAAGAUUUGUACCAACUUAUCAUCAUGAAUCCCAAAGUCGAGGACACCGGAAAGUACACCAUCGAAAUAUCCGGUGUUUCCAGUACAGCCUUCCUCAACGUCGAAGAACCGGAUCCAACCUACACGUUCACUAAACCGCUUUCUAAGAAGACGAGCGGUUACACGAAACACGAGGUUUACAUGGAAUGUACCGUCAGCUCCAACCUAGCUCAAGUUACAUGGUACAAAGGAAAGACCAAGCUCGAGGAUGGCGAUACGUACAGCAUAUCGAAAGACAUGAGCGGCGUUUGCCGAUUGACCAUAAAGAGCGCUACCCUCGAGGACAGUGGCGAAUACAUUUGUAAGAUUAACAAGCAGACGGAUAAAACCGAGACGGUUCUAACCGUAGUUGAAUAUCCGUAUAAAUUCGUGAAGGUGCUCAAGUCGCAGCAGCUCGUAGAGAAGGAAACGUUGACGUUGGUCUGCGAGUUGGACGAUGCCGGUGGCGAAGUGAAGUGGUUCAAAGGUGACCAGGAGAUCGUGGCUGACAAGAGGGUGCAGAUCAAAGAAGAGGGCAGGAAGAGGAAACUCAUCAUCAAGGACACGAAGGUUACAGAUGCUGGUCAAUACUCCUGCGUGAGCAAUGCGGACAAGACCGAGGCCGAGAUAGUUAUAAACUACGCCAAUCGCUUCAACAAGAAGCUGAAGGACACGGUGGCAGUGGAGAGAGAGAAAUUGGUGCUCGACGUGGAACUCCAGGACCAGACCGCGCCUGCGGUAUUCUUGUUUAAUGGCAAACCGAUCGAACCGAACGAGAGGGUCGAGAUCAAGAACUUGGGCGGUGGCAAGCAUCAAUUAAUCUUCAACAGGCUGGAAAUGAGCGACGACGGUGAAAUUACCUGCGAGAGUGGACAGUUAACGAGCAGCUGUAAACUGACCGUGAAGAAGGGCGAGAGCAAACCGAUCGUCGAAAUUCCCGACAAGGUCGAAGGUCCUUGCAGCGCACCGCUCGUGUUCGUUGUUCCUUACAAAAUCGAGGGAACGAAACAGAGCCAGGUAGAAGCUAAACUCAUGAAGGAUGGCAAGCCAUUGCCGUUGAAGGAGGUAGAGGUAGUGGUUAGCGAAGAUAAGAUCACCUUCAAGAUCAAGAAACCUUCGCGAGACCAGUCCGGAAUUUACCAAGUGAAGAUCGGUAACAGCCAAGGCGAGGAAGUCCAUGACGUAAAUAUUAAUAUGCAAGAUGUGCCUGCUCCUCCCACUGACGUGGACGUGAACGAGGUGUUCCAAGACUCGUGCGUGGUAUCCUUCAAGCCAUCGAAAGACGACGGUGGCUCACCUAUCACGAAAUACGUGAUCGAGCGUCUGGAUCUGAGCCUGAAAGCGCAAUGGGACAGCGUCGGCGAAGUUAUGCCCGGCGAGAAAUGCGUUUACAAAGUCAAGGAUCUCGUGGCGAAGAAGGAGUACAAGUUCCGUAUCCGAGCGGUGAACAAACUUGGCUCCAGCGAACCCGCGAUGUUCGGCAAACCGGUACUCGCCAAGGAUCCAUGGGACGAGCCAGGUAAACCCACGAACGUGGAGGUGACCGACUGGGACAAAGACCAUGCCGACUUGAAAUGGACAAAACCAGAGAAUGAUGGCGGAGCACCCAUCACGGGUUACAUAAUAGAAUAUAAGGAGAAGUUUGGCAAAGAAUGGGUAAAGGGGAAGGAAAUCGAAGGGGACAUAACGGAAGCUACCAUCGAUGGCCUGAAGGAAGGCACCCAAUACGAAUUCAGGAUCAGAGCAGUGAACAAAGCUGGUCCUGGCGAACCGUCCGAUGCUACGAAACCGAUCAUAGCCAAAUGUCGAUUCGUCAAACCGUACAUAGUUGGCGAAGGCUUGACGAAUCUCAUCGUUAAGAAGGGUCAAGUCAUCAAGUACGACAUCAAGUACGCCGGUGAACCUGAACCGGAGGUGCAUUGGUUCUUGGGAACCAAAGAACUCGUUCAGGAUGCCGCUGAAAGAAUCACGAUCGACAAAUACGAGAGGAACACGGUACUCACCGUCAGGAAAACCACCAGACCAGAUUCGGGCAAAUACAAGCUGGUUCUGUCCAACAGCUCCGGAACCUGCGAGAGCAUAGCGGAUGUUGUGGUCCUUGACAAGCCUGCAAAACCAGGAGGUCCACUGAAAGUAGAAGAGGUUCGUUCCACUCACGCGAAAGUAAAGUGGCAGAAGCCCGAGGACAAUGGCGGUACCGAUAUCACUGGAUAUGUACUGGAAAAGAUGGACAUGGAUACGGGCCGAUGGGUCCCUGCUGGAGAGGUGGGACCAAACGAAACCGAAUUUACCAUUACCGGCUUAACUCCGAAGAAGAAGUACAAGUUCCGCGUGAAAGCUGUGAACAAGGAAGGUGAAUCCGAACCGCUCGAGGUCGACGAACCUGUCCUUGCCAAGAAUCCUUACGACGAGCCUGGCAAACCUGGAAAACCGGAAAUCUUCGACUACGAUAACGUAAGCGUGACUUUGAAAUGGGAGAAGCCGGAAACCGACGGUGGCAGACCGAUCACUCACUACACCAUCGAGAUGAAGGACAAAUUCGCGGUGGAUUGGGUCGAGGUAACGAAAACUGCCGAUGCCACUACGCAAGCAAAGGUCGAGGGACUAAAGGAGAAAAUGAUCUAUCAAUUCCGAGUUCGUGCUCAUAACAAAGCGGGUCCAGGUGAACCUAGCGAACCUACGGACAAUCACCUCUGCAAACACAAGAACCUUAAACCGAGAAUCGACAGAAGCAACUUCAAAUCCGUCAUCAUCAAGGCCGGACGUACGCACAAAUGGUCGGUGGAUAUCAUCGGAGAGCCACCACCAGAGGCUAAAUGGAUUUGGAGAGAUAACAUCCCUCUUACAACCACGGAACGUAUCAAAAUCGAUAACGUCGAUUAUCAUACUGACUUCACGAUCGUGAACGCGAUGCGCAAAGAUACCGGAAGGUACACCCUCAUCGUGGAGAACGUUAACGGGAAGGACGAGGAGACCGUGGAGCUCACAGUUCUCGGCAAGCCAGACCCGCCGAAAGGUCCGUUGGAAGUGACGGAUAUCACGGCAACCUCGGCAAAGGUGAAGUGGGAGAAACCAGAGGACGACGGUGGCGUUCCGAUCAAGGAAUACGAGAUCGAAAAGUUGGACACGAAGACUGGCAAAUGGGUGAGAGUAGGCAAAGUACCAGGAACUUCGCCGCUUACGGAAUUCGAAGUGACUGGAUUAAAUCCAGGUGGCGAAUACAAAUUCCGCGUAACCGCGGUCAACGACGAGGGUGAUUCCGAACCUCUGGAAAGCGAGCGCCCGAUCAUCGCUAGGAAUCCAUACGACGAACCACAUAAACCUGGAACACCCGAGAUCACCGAUUACGACAAUGAAUCCAUAAGCUUGAAGUGGACUGCUCCGGACUUCGACGGUGGAGCGCCAAUCGAGAAAUACAUAAUCGAGAAGAAGGAUCGUUACAAACCAGACUGGGAGAAGGCGAUGGAAGUGCCUGGAAAUCAACUGGAGGCUAAGGUAGGUGACCUGAAGGAAAGGGGCGAAUAUCAGUUCAGGAUCAUUGCCGUGAACAAAGCCGGACCAUCUCCUCCAUCCGACGCGUCGAAGAUGCAGAUAUGUAAACAUAAAGCACUGAAGCCAAGGAUCGAUCGUACAAACUUGAAACCCAUUACUGUACGAGCUGGCAAGGUGGUCAAGUACGACGUGGAUGUUCGUGGCGAACCACCUCCAGAGAUUACCUGGUACCAUGCAAAUCAAGCGGUUAAAAGUGGCGAGAACAUCGAGAUCGUCAAUGUCGAUUACAACACGAAGCUCACUAUUACCGACAGCGUGCGCAAGAACACUGGCGUAUGGAAAAUAAAGGCUGUAAAUCCACACGGUGAAGACGAGGCCGAGGUUGAAGUCACCAUACUUUCGGUUCCUGGAAAACCAAAGGGUCCCUUGAAGGUGUCCGAUGUGACGAAGAGUGGCUGCAAGUUGAAAUGGGGAAAGCCGGAAGACGAUGGUGGCAAACCUGUGACUGGGUACCAAGUGGAGAAACUCGACAAAUCCACGGGAAGAUGGGUUCCGGUUGGACGCACUUCGGAUACCGAGAUGGACGUGAAAGGUCUUCAAGAGGGCCACGAAUAUGAAUUUAGAGUGAAAGCCAUCAACGAAGAAGGCGAAUCCGAACCACUAGUCACCGAUAGCACGACGCUUGCAAAGAAUCCUUAUGAUGUUGCCGGCAAACCUGGUGUACCAGAGUUGGAGGAUUGGGACGUGGAUCGCGUUGACCUGAAAUGGGAACCACCGAAAGACACCGGAGGUGCAGCUAUUACGGGUUACAUAAUCGAAAUGAAAGAAAAGCCAUCGACGAACUGGCAAGAAGCUACCGUAACUGAAUCCCCGCAACCAAAAGGACGAGUCACCGGAUUAAAGAAAGGUUCGGUCUAUCAAUUCCGUGUUCGCGCUGUCAACAAAGCUGGUCCCUCCGAACCGAGUGACCCAACGAAGCCGCAUGUCGCGAAGGCACGAUUCCUGAAACCGCACAUCAACCGUGACAAGCUACAGACGAUCAGAGUGAGAGCAGGGCAGAUGGUGAAGCUGGAAGUCGACAUCGAAGGUGAACCACCGCCAACCGUCACCUGGAGCUUCGCUGGCGCAGUUCUGCAAACCGGUGCUAACGUGAAGAUCGAUAACGAAGACUAUCUGACAAAGAUUCACUUGACAAACACUACUCGCAAACUUAGCGGGAAAUACACGAUCAAAGCCGUGAACGAUUCCGGACAGGACGAGGCUGACGUGGAGAUCAAUAUCCUCGACAAGCCCGGAAAACCCGAGGGUCCCCUAGAAGUGUCAGACGUGCACAAAGAGGGAUGCAAAUUAAAAUGGAACAAACCGAAGGACGAUGGCGGUUUGCCCUUGUCUGGUUUCGUAGUCGAGAAAAUGGACGUAACCACGGGUCGGUGGGUGCCGGCUGGAAUCGUUGACCCUGAUAAAACGGAGCACACCAUUACCGGCUUAGAACCUGGCAAGAGAUACGAGUUCCGCGUGAAAGCUGUGAACGAGGAAGGAGAGUCGGAACCUCUGCAGACAGAUGUUCCCAUCGUCGCUAAGAAUCCUUAUGACGCUCCUGCUGCACCUGGCUUGCCAGAGAUCAUAGACUGGGCCGAGAACAUGGUGAAGCUAAAGUGGGAACCACCGAUACGAGAUGGCGGUGCUCCUAUUACAGGCUAUAUAAUCGAAAUGAAGGACAGGUUUGGUACAUCCUUCGUCAAGGCUGCCGAGGUCGAAGGACCGAUCUGUACGGGAACAGUGACCCGAUUAGAGGAAGGAAAUCAGUAUCAAUUCAGGGUUCGGGCUGUGAACAAAGCCGGUCCAGGUGAACCUAGCGAGGCUACCAACCCUCAUACUGCCAAGGCUCGUUGGCUGAAACCCUUCAUCGACCGUACCAAUCUGCAACCGAUUACCGUGAAAGUUGGUCUUACCGUGACUUUGGACGUGAACAUCAUCGGAGAGCCACCACCAAAUGUCACCUGGUUCUUCGAGGACAAAGAGCUCAAGUCGGACGACACGAUACGCAUCGACAAUAUCGAUUACAACACCAAAUUCUUCAUCUUGAAGACCAAGCGAGCUCAUACCGGAAGGUACGUGAUUACAGCGAAGAACGAAGUAGGCGAAGAUACCGCUGACGUCGAGAUUAUUGUCAUCGGUAAACCGAGCAAACCAAAGGGUCCUUUGGAAAUAUCUGACGUGAACAAACACGGUUGCAAAUUGAAAUGGGAGAAACCCGAUGACGAUGGCGGUGUGCCGAUCGAAUAUUACGAGAUCGAAAAGCUAGAUCCCCUCACCGGACAAUGGAUCCCGUGUGCAAAAUCCACGGAACCGGAAGCCACGGUAACCGGACUCCAAGAAGGCAAACCCUACAAGUUCCGCGUGAAAGCUGUAAAUCGGGAGGGUGAAUCCGACGACUUGGAAGCAGACAAGUCCAUCAUUGCGAAAAAUCCGUUUGACGAACCCGGUAAACCAGGUCGUCCAGAGAUCAAAAAUUGGGAUAAAGACUUUGUCGAUCUUGAAUGGACUCCGCCCAAAGAUGACGGUGGUGCUCCGAUCGAGAAGUAUAUCAUUCAAAUGAGGGACAAGGAAGGGCGACAGUGGAUAGACGUAGCGAAGGUUCUCGGAGACCGUACCGUUGCCAAGGUCACCGAUGGUAUCGAGGAAGGUCACGAAUACGAGUUCAGAGUCGUUGCCGUUAAUAGAGCCGGACCCGGAGAGCCUAGCGAUACCUCGAAGAGCGUUGUAGCCAAACCGCGAUUCCUGGCGCCACGCAUCGAUCGCAAGAACUUACAGAAGAAGGUGAUGCGAGUGGGUCAAAUGUUACGAAUCGAGGCAGACAUACAAGGUGAACCGCCUCCACUCGUCACCUGGAAACUCAAGGAUGCCGUUCUCAAGAGCAUGGACCGCCUUAAGAUCGAGAACGAAGACUACCAUACCACUUUCAUCAUGAGUAAAUUGCAGAGAUCCGAUACCGGUACCUACACUGUCAUUGCCAAGAACGACAGUGGCACCGACCAAGUCGAUGUGGAGAUCCUGGUGAUGAGCAAACCUGGAAAACCAAAGGGACCACUCGAAGUGUCAGACGUGACCGCAGAGGGAUGCAAAUUGAAAUGGGACAAACCCGACGACGAUGGUGGCGAACCCGUCGAUCACUACGUCAUCGAGAGGAUGGAUGUUGACACCGGAAGAUGGGUGCCUUGUGCCACGAGCAAGACUCCGGAGGCCGACGUCACCGGCCUCAACGAAGGCAAGGACUACAUGUUCCGAGUGAAGGCUGUCAAUUCCGAAGGUGAAUCCGAACCGUUGGAAACGGCAAUUCCGACAACAGCGAAGAAUCCUUACACUGAGCCAGAUGCUCCUAGCAAACCGGACCUCAAAGAUUGGUCGAAGCACCACGUGGACUUGAAAUGGAAAGCACCGAAGAACGAUGGUGGAGCGCCGAUCGAGAAAUACAUCAUCGAGAAGAAAGACCAGUACGGCAAGUGGCAGAAAGCGGCUGAAGUCCCUGGAAAUAAAACAGAGGGCAGAGUCGAGGACCUGGUCGAAGGACAGAAGUAUCAAUUCCGCGUGAAAGCCGUGAAUAAGGGCGGUCAGAGCAAACCUAGCGAACCAAGCGACAGUCUAGUUGCCAAGGAUCGUUACGCGGCACCAAAGAUCGAUCGCACGAACUUGAAAGACCUCACGAUCAAGGCUGGUACUCAUAUCCGAUUGGACGUAAAAGUUAGCGGCGAGCCGCCUCCAACGAAAACUUGGUACCUGAACAAAGCGAAGCAGGAGUCUGGUGGCGUUUUGACCAUCGAACUGGAGGACUACAGGACCAAGUACGUGGUGUCGUCUGCCAGUAGGGCUCACUGCGGCACACUGACGCUGAAAGCGGAAAACAGCUCUGGCAAAGACGAAGCAUCGAUCGAAAUUUUGGUACUGGAUAAACCUAGCAAACCGGAAGGUCCGCUCAAGGUGUCCGAUGUACACAAAGAAGGAUGCACACUGAAAUGGAAUCCGCCGCUAGACGACGGUGGUACGCCGCUAGAUCAUUAUGUGGUCGAGAAAAUGGAUACGGAAACGGGAAGAUGGAUUCCGGUGGGACGCACGAAAGAACCCACGAUGGUCGUGGAAAAUCUGGUACCUGGCCAGGAGUACAAGUUCCGAGUGGCAGCUGUAAACGCAGAGGGUGAAUCGGAACCUCUGGAAACUGAUCAUGGAAUCGUAGCAAAGAAUCCAUUUGAUGAACCAGGCCCACCUGGUCGCCCAGAAGCAACCGAUUGGGAUAAGGAUCACAUAGACCUAAGAUGGACUCCACCCUUAAACGAUGGUGGAUCUCCAAUCACUGGAUACAUAAUAGAGAAGCGCGAGAAAGACAGUCCACGAUGGAUAAAGGCUUGCGAAACCGGACCCGACUGUAAAGGACGCGUCGAUAAUCUCGACGAAGGCGUCGAGUACGAGUUCCGUGUGAAAGCUAUCAACAUUGCUGGACCCGGUGAACCAUCCGACACCAGCAAACCGAUUACAGCCAAAAGCCGACGACUUGCACCAAAGAUCGACCGUAAGAACUUGCGCGACAUCACUGUACGCGAAAACGAAGGAUUCCACUUCGACGUCAAGAUCAUCGGAGAACCACCACCAGAUGUUACUUGGGUUAUCAACAACAAGAGUAUUCAGCAAACAACCUUCCGCAGAAUCCAGAACGUACCGUACAACAGCAAGUUCUUCAACGAUAAACCCGAAAGGAAAGACAGUGGCAUUUAUAAGAUCACAGCUGUCAACCAGUACGGAUCUGACACGGCCGAAGUCGAAGUCACCGUUGUCUCUAAACCUGACAAACCCGAAGGACCACUCGAAGUGUCCGACAUUCACGCAGAGGGAUGUACGCUUAAGUGGAAGAAACCGAAAGACGACGGUGGAGAACCCAUUGAGGGAUAUCUCGUGGAGAAAUUCGAUACAGAUACUGGUGUUUGGUUACCAGUCGGCAAGACCACAGGGCCGGAAAUGAAGGUGGAAGGACUGACACCUGGACACGAAUACAAGUUCAGAGUGAAGGCGCUUAACAAGGAGGGAGAAUCGGAACCACUGGAGACGUUCAGCUCCAUCAUAGCCAAAGAUCCAUUCACUGUACCGAGUCCCCCGGGUGCACCGGAACCGGUCGACUGGACCGCCAACCAGGUCGAACUUACUUGGAAGGAACCGGUCAGCGACGGUGGCUCACCUAUCACCGGAUACAUCAUCGAGAAGAAAGACAAAUACAGUACAAUGUGGGAAAAGGCUUUGGAGAUUGAAUCACCGACCACGAAGGGCCUCGUUCAUGGACUCAUCGAGGGUAACGACUACGUCUUCCGUGUAAUAGCCGUGAACAAAGCUGGACAAUCGGAACCUGGCGAUACCAGCAAGACGUUCACCGCUAAACCACGCUACUUGGCACCCAAGAUCGAUCGGCGCAAUCUGCGAGAUGUCACUCUGUCUGCUGGUUCGUUGCUGAGAUUCGACGCGAAUGUGAUCGGCGAACCGCCACCACACAUCGAGUGGCGAUACGGUGCUAUUCCCUUGCAUUCCGACAGAAAAGUACAGAUCGACAACUCAGACUACAGCACCAAGUUCAGCAUUCGACCUGUGGCCCGUGACGACAGUGGCGAUUACACCGUCACAGCGAGCAACUCUUCCGGAAGAGACUCCGUCACCAUACAAGUUACCGUUACGGACAAGCCGAUGCCGCCGGAAGGCCCGCUUCAGGUGUCCGACGUGCACAAAGAGGGCUGCAAACUGAAAUGGAAGAGACCGAAAGACGACGGCGGUACUCCGAUCGAGUACUACCAAGUGGACAAAAUGGAUCCCGAGACUGGUUGCUGGGUACCUUGCGGCCGAUCUACCGAGCCCAAUCUGGAGGUAACGGGAUUAACACCGGGCAAGGAAUAUCUAUUCCGAGUCAGUGCCGUGAAUGCCGAAGGAGAGUCUAAACCUCUAGAGGCGGAACAAGCGAUCCUAGCCAAGAAUCCGUAUGACGAACCUGGCAAGCCUGGCGACCUGCGCGUCACGGACUGGGACAAAGAUCACGUGGACCUCGCAUGGACUCCUCCAUCGACGGAUGGUGGAUCGCCCAUCACCGGCUAUAUAAUCGAGAAGAAAGACAAGUACGGCGAAUGGGAGAAGGCCGUGGAAGUGCCGGCAGACGAUACGUCGGCCACUGUUCCCGACUUGAUAGAAGGCCAACCUUACGAGUUCCGCGUGCGAGCCGUGAACAAAGCUGGCCCUGGCGAACCUUCGGAUCCAACGCCAACGAUCAUUGCCAAACCGCGAAACCAAGCUCCAAAGAUCGAUCGUACGAAUCUGGUGGAGAUCAGAAUCAAAGCUGGUCAGAACUUCAGCUUCGACGUGAAGGUUUCGGGUGAACCUCCGCCAACCACCAAAUGGAUGUUAGGCAAACGCGAGGUCCGACCCACCGACCGAAUAAAGGUGAAGCACGUUGACUACAACACAACCCUGAGUGUUAGGAUGGCUACCAGAGCGGAAUCAGGAAAGUACACGAUCACCGCUGAGAACAUAAACGGCAUGGACGAAGCUGUCGUGAAAGUGACAGUCCUGGACAAACCGAGUCCACCUCAAGGACCGCUCAGAGCGUCCGACGUGCACGCGGAAGGCUGCAAACUGUCCUGGAAACCUCCGGAAGACGACGGCGGCCAACCGGUUGAGAAGUACGUCGUUGAGAAGAUGGACGAAGCAACUGGCCGCUGGGUACCGGCAGGAGAAACGGACGGACCCGAGACCUCUGUGCAAAUAGAAGGGCUCACUCCCGGUCACAAGUACAAGUUCAGAGUUCGCGCUGUGAACAAACAAGGCAAAUCGGAACCGCUAGCAGCGAUGCAAAGCAUCGAGGCGAAGAAUCCUUUCGACGAACCUGGCAAACCUGGCACUCCGGUCGUCAGCGACUACGACUCCGACUUUGUCGAACUUCAAUGGGAUCGUCCACAGGAAGACGGUGGUUCGCCCAUUACCGGUUACAUCAUAGAGAAACGAGACAAGUACAGUCCCACCUGGGAAAAAUGCGCGGAAGUCGAAGGCGACGUAAAUCGCGGAAAGGUGAACGACCUCAUUGAGGGCACCCAUUACGAAUUCCGAGUUAGGGCGGUUAACAAAGCCGGCCCUGGUGAACCUUCGGACGCUUCCAAGUCUCACUUGGCUCGACCCAAGAAUCUCCCACCAAAGAUCGACAGAAAGUACAUGCUGGACGUGAAAGUGAAAGCUGGUGGUUUCUACGACUUCGACGUUCCUGUGAUUGGCGAACCACCGCCGUCCAAGGAAUGGUCGCUGAAAGGAUCGCCACUUUUGCCCAGUGACCGUAUCAAAAUCGUGAACGAGGACUACAACACGAAAGUUCGCGUGAUCGAAGCGAAACGGUCCGACUCCGGUGUAUACACUCUGGAAGCAAAGAAUAUCAACGGCAGAGACAGCGCGACCCUAAACGUGAACGUGCUCGACGUACCAUCUCCACCGGAAGGUCCUCUGAAGAUCGACAACGUGACAAAGAACGGUUGCAACUUAAAAUGGCGGCCACCGAAAGAUGACGGUGGUUCCGAAAUUCAGUACUACCAAGUGGAGAAGAUGGACACGGAGAACAUGAGGUGGGUGCCGGUGGCCGAAGCUUCGUCCACUUAUGCCCAUGUGGAUCACCUGAUCGAGGGUCACGACUAUCAAUUCCGCGUACGUGCUGUGAACAAGCAAGGAGAGUCGUUGCCACUCACCGGUAUAGAAACGAUUACCGCGAAAGACCCGUACGACAAGCCAGACAAGCCCGGAGCACCUGUCCCCACCGACUGGGACAAAGAUCACGUCGACCUGGAAUGGGCACCGCCGAAGAAAGAUGGCGGAUCACCUAUUACGGGAUACAUCAUCGAAAAGAAACCUCGCUUUGGUCAGUGGGAGAAAGCCGUGGAAAUCGACGGCCCCAAGACAAGCGCCAGAGUGCCAGAUCUCGUCGAAGGCCAGGAAUACGAAUUCAGAGUUAUUGCCGUCAACAAAGCCGGACCUGGCGAACCGUCCGAAGCUUCUGUUCCUGUCGUCGCGAAACCACGUUUCCUUGCACCGUCCUUCGAUCCACACGCAUUGAACGACUUGGUCGUCCGAGCCGGACAGAAGAUCAGCUACAUUAUUCCCAUCCAAGCAUCGCCUAAACCCGUGGCCACCUGGACCUUGGACGGAGCAGUAAUUAUGGCCGACUCUCGCCACGAAAUGUACACCACCCAUACCGAAACCACGUUUGAAAUACCAUUCUCCGUCCGUUCCGAUACCGGACGUUAUGCUUUGACUUUGGAGAACGAGCACGGAAAGUUCAGUUCGAGCGCUAGAGUGACCGUGCUGGACAGACCAUCGCCACCGCAGAAACCGCUGGAGAUCAGCAAAAUUACCAAGGAAGGUUGUCACCUGGCUUGGGGUCAUCCGUUGGAUGACGGCGGUAGUCCCAUAUUGCACUACGUGAUCGAGAAGAUGGACUUAUCGCGUGGCACUUGGUCCGAUGCUGGCAUGAGCACUAUAUUGAGCCACGAAGUAGCCCGACUCACGCAUCGCAAGGAGUAUCUUUUCCGAGUGAAAGCUGUCAAUACUAUCGGAGAAUCCGACCCACUCGAAGCAACUAAGAGCAUCAUCGCCAAGAACGAGUUCGAUGAGCCCGACGCGCCUGGAAAACCACAGAUCACGGACUGGGACAGAGACCACGUCGACUUGCAGUGGCCAGCGCCAAGCAGCGACGGUGGCUCUCCACUUAUAGAGUACAUUGUUCAGAAGAAAGAAAAAGGUAGCCCGUACUGGGUUAACGCGGUUCACGUGCCACCGAAUCAAACGAGCGCAACAGUCCCGGAUUUGACGGAAGGACAGGAAUACGAGUUCCGCGUAAUUGCCGUAAACGCUGCCGGACAAUCGGAACCGUCUGAGCCAAGUGAUCUCGUCACUGCCAAACCCCGUUAUUUGGCUCCAAAGAUCAAGACGCCUCUGCAGGAUAUUCGAGUCAAGGCCGGUCUCAUCUUCCACGUCGACAUAGACUUUGUCGGCGAACCAACUCCGGAGGUCACUUGGACCGUUGGAAGCAAAGCAGUGGAGACCAACGAGAGAACCACGGUCACCUCGAUUGGUUACCACACUAUUGUUCAUACAGUGAACGCUCAGAGAUCCGAUUCUGGAUUGUACCAUUUGUUGCUGAAGAACAGCAGCGGCAUAGACGAAGGCAGCUUCCAGGUGAUCGUUCUCGACAGACCCGGUCCACCGGAAGGUCCACUGCAGUACGAGGAGAUCACGAGUCAAUCCGUUACCCUAUCUUGGAAACCACCUAAAGACAACGGCGGUAGCGAGAUCACUGGAUACGUAAUCGAGAAACGCGAUUUGACUCACGGUGGCGGCUGGGUACCAGCAGUGACCCAUGUCAAUCCCAAGUACAACCACGCCACUGUACCAAGGUUGCUCGAAGGUACAACCUACGAGUUCAGAGUAUGCGCGGAGAAUCUUCAGGGACGCUCGGAACCUCUAACCACCGACCAUUCGAUUGUCGCCAAGAACCAAUUCGUCGCACCUGGACAACCUGGCAAGCCGGAAUGCGUGGACGCAGACAAGGACCACAUAAAGAUCAAGUGGGCUGCGCCGAUCAGCAACGGAGGCUCGAAGAUCAUCGGUUACGACGUGGAACGACGCGAUCGUGCAACUGGUCGCUGGCUGAAGGUGACCAAAGAGCCAGCGAAGUACUGCGAGUACUACGAUGAUCACGUGACCGAGGGUCACCAAUACGAGUACCGAGUUACCGCUAUAAAUGCCGCUGGCUCUGGCAAACCUAGCGAAACAUCGUCCGUGUUUAUCGCGAAACCGAUGAAAGAGAAACCGAAACUGAACUUGGACGCGUUGAUUGGACGCAAGAUUAAGGUUCGUGCCGGAGAACCAAUCAACGUCAACAUUCCAUUGUCUGGAGCACCAACUCCCACUAUCGAAUGGACCAAAGGUGGAAGACCUCUCACGGAAACUCUCAGAAUAUCGACGGAAACUAAGAGCGAUCGCACGAAUCUGUUGAUCGAAAAAUCCGUCCGGGACGAUGGUGGUAUUUACACGGUUACAGCCUCGAACGAGCAUGGAAAGGACUGGGCUGACAUCGAGGUGAUCGUAGUGGACAGACCGGGACCGCCUCAAGGUCCGCUUCAGUACACUGGCACGACGCAAGAGUCCGUAUCCUUGUCCUGGAACCGACCUCUCGACGACGGUGGAUCCGACAUCACCAAUUACAUCGUAGAAGUAUCGGACUAUGGAGCCGACAAUUGGCGCCAGACGCCUGGAUAUUGUCCAAGAACGAGCUACACCGCCAAGGGACUUACAGAGGGCAAGAAAUACGUGUUUAGAGUACGGGCUGAGAACAUGUACGGAGUAUCGGAGCCAUUGGAGGGCAAACCGGUGAUCGCGAAGAGUCCAUACGAUCCACCGGAUGCACCCAGUCAACCUGAAAUCCUUGGAUACACUCCCAAUAGCUGCAGUCUCCUAUGGAACCCGCCACUCAAUACCGGUGGCAAGCCUAUCACCGGAUAUUACGUGGAAAGACGCGAACGUGGUGGCGAGUGGCUGAAAGUGAACAAUUAUCCAACUCCGAAUACCACGUUCACGGUGCAGGAUCUUCACGAAGGAUCUAAAUACGAAUUCAGGGUUAUCGCCGUCAACGAAGCCGGACCCGGUAAACCCAGCAAACCAACCGAACCUAUCACAGCUGGACACCAACGUCUUCGUCCCGAUGCUCCUGAGCCACCGAAACCUGACAGGAUAACGAAGGAUUCGGUAACCCUGAGCUGGCGGCCACCGCGCAGCGAUGGCGGCGCUAAGAUCAGAGGCUACAUCGUUCAGAUGAAACAGAGAGGCCAAGACGAAUGGGACGACGUGAACGGUGCCUUGAUACCGACUAACGUGUACACGGUACCGAAACUCACCGAGGGCGAAGAGUAUCUGUUCCGAGUGAUCGCGGUCAACGAUAUCGGAAACAGUGAUCCGAGUCGGCCGAGCAAUCCAAUCGUCAUCGAGGAACAGCCUAAUAAACCUGUCAUGGACCUCGGUGGAGUUCGCGACAUCACCGUUCGCGCUGGUGAAGACUUCUCCAUUCACGUGCCUUAUAUCGGCUUCCCCAAGCCCACUGCUACCUGGUUCGCUAACGACGUUAUUAAAGACGAAACUGAUCCACGCGUACACCAACAGUUGGCCGACGACUAUGCCAGUCUCGUGGUGAAGAAUGCGAAACGUUCGGACGGUGGACAAUACCGUCUUCAAUUACGCAACUCCUCGGGCUUCGACACUGCCACAGUGAACGUCAAGGUUCUAGAUCGUCCAAAUCCACCUGUGAAUCUCCAUGCCGACGAAUUUGGCGGAGAUGCUCUCACGCUGUUCUGGAACCCGCCGAAAGACAACGGUGGUGCCGAUAUCACUAAUUACGUUGUCGAGAAACGGGAACCAAAGGGCACGUGGUCAAAGGUGAGCAGCUACGUGACGACACCGUUCGUCCGAGUGAGGAACCUAACCGUUGGAAGCGUGUACGAGUUCCGCGUGAUGGCUGAAAAUCAGUACGGCACUUCGGAUCCUGUAACAACGAUAGAUCCGAUCAAGGCCAGACAUCCGUUCGAUCCUCCUGGAGCACCUGGAACACCGAAAGGUGUGGAAACGACAGAGGACAGCAUAACGAUUACCUGGACCAAGCCUCGUCACGACGGAGGCUCUCCUAUCCUCGGCUAUGUCAUCGAGAAACGCCUGCUCAGCGAGGACAAAUGGGUGAAAGCUACACCGUCCCUCGUUCACGAAACUACCUACAGAGUAACCGGUCUCAUAGAAAAUCACGAUUACGAGUUCCGCGUUGCGGCCGAGAACGCUGCUGGACGCGGACCAUGGAGUUCCAAUUCCGACGUGAUCAGAGCCAGUGCACCGCCAUUCCCACCGAAGAUCACGUCCGACCUGAGCAUCCGCGACAUGACGGUGAUUGCCGGAGAACCGUUCACCAUCACCGUUCCCUAUACGGCGAAUCCAAAACCGAGACCAAGCUGGUCUAUCAACGGCGAGGAGGUACUCACAGGUGACAGAAUUAAAUUCGACACCACCGACGUCGCCUCGCAAUUCAUCAACAAGAAAGCCAAGAGGUCCGACACGGGAACAUACACCAUCUAUCUCACGAAUACCGUCGGCACGGAUUCUGCUUCGUGCAAGGUUCUCGUUGUCGACAAACCAUCCCCGCCGCAAGGACCACUGGACAUUUCCGAUAUCACGCCCGAAACCUGUACACUGUCCUGGAAACCUCCGUUCGACGAUGGUGGUUCGCCUGUUACGAAUUACAUCGUUGAAAAGUUCGAUCCGGCUGGCUAUUGGGUAAAACUGAGCAGUUUCGUGAGAAACACUCAUUACGACGUGAUCGGCCUCGAACCGAACCGCACGUACAACUUCCGCGUCCGUGCAGAGAACCAGUACGGAAUAUCAGACCCGUUGCAGGCCGACGAGCCGAUCACCGCGAAAUUCCCAUUCACGGUGCCCGAUCCUCCUGGACAGCCUCGCGUUAUCGACUGGGACACUUCGAACGCGACCUUGGUAUGGACCCGACCGAUAUCCGACGGUGGAUCUCGAAUUCAGGGCUACAAAAUCGAGUUCCGCGAUCCCGCCGACGACGCGCAAUGGCGAGUGGCAAACGACUACCUGGUCAAGGACACGACUUAUAUCUGUUACAAUCUGUUGAGUGGACACGAAUACGAGUUUAGAAUACGCGCAAAGAACGCAGCUGGCUUCAGUAAGCCUAGUCCAACCUCUGCGCCGUUCAGAUUGAAGAGCAAGUUCAACGUGCCCUCGCCACCAGGCACCCCGCAAGUAGUGAAGGUUGGCAAGAACUACGUCGACCUGAAAUGGGAAGCUCCAAUCUCCGACGGAGGCAGUCGCAUCACCGGUUACGUUAUCGAGAAGCGCGAGGUAGGAAGCGCACUUUGGGCAAAGUGCAACGAGUACAACGUUACCGACACCGAGUAUACCGUGUUGCACCUGAUCGAACGCGGCGACUACGAGUUCCGAAUCUUCGCGGUGAACGCUGCAGGAAGGUCCGAACCGAGUUCUUGCACCACGCCUGUCAAGAUCUGCGAGGUCGAAGGCGGUGAAAAACCGGAAUUCAUCAAAACUCUGCCAAUCAGUACGAACAUCCCGUUGGGCAAGACUUUGGUACUCGAAUGCGAGGCUACCGGAAAACCAUUACCAACCGCAAGGUGGCUGAGGAAUGGCAGAGAGAUCACGAUCGGCGGUCGCUUCCGAGCCGAAGCAUUCGACGGAAUAUACAGGCUCGUGAUAUCCGAAGUCUGGGACGCAGAUGACGGUGAUUACAGUUGUCAAAUCUCGAAUCCGCUCGGUAUAGCCACGACCACGUGCCGGCUGAAGAUCGGCACACCACCUCGCAUCGAGCGCAUGCCCGAUGACUUGUACCUGGCUGAGAACGACAACACGAAGAUCAAGAUUUACUAUAGCGGUGAUCAGCCGAUGGACGUUACCUUGAAGAAAGACGGCCGCAAGGUGGUCGAGACUGGCCAUAUCAAAUACACCGUGUUCGACGAAUAUCUCAUUAUCUUCAUCAAAGACAUUCAAAAAGAUGACGCUGGCGUUUACGAUCUUUCCAUCUCGAAUGACAGUGGUAGCGUGAGCGGUUCGUUCAACGUGUACAUCACCGGGCUACCUGGCCCGCCAACCGGACCUCUCGAUGUCUCGGACAUUAAUAAACACACCUGCACCCUGUCCUGGCAUCCACCCAAGUUUGACGGUGGUCUUCGCGUCACUCACUAUGUCGUCGAACGUCGCGACAUCAGCCACACCCACUGGAUUAUCGUUUCGUCGUUCUGCAAAGAAUGCAGCUUCAUGGUACAGGGCCUGACCGAGGGACAGGAGUACCUGUUCCGCGUGAUGGCAGUGAACGACAACGGAAUGGGCCCGCCACUCGAGGGAACCAAUCCCAUCAAAGCCAAGGCACCGUUCGAUCCUCCUGGUCCGCCUGGAACACCAAAGGUAACGGAAGUUGGAGGGGACUUCGUGAAUCUCUCUUGGGAGAAGCCGGAAUCGGAUGGUGGCUCGAAGAUUCAAGGCUACUGGAUCGACAAACGCGAAGUCGGUAGUCAGGCCUGGCAGCGCGUGAACGUCGCCAUUUGUCUGCCUACGCAGAUCAACAUCAGCAACCUGAUCGAAGGAAGGCAGUACGAGUUCCGCGUGUUUGCGCAGAACGCCGCUGGCCUAGGACCGGAGUCGAAAGCUUCGACUUCGGUGAAGAUCGCUGAUCCUCAGGCAGCCAAAGCUCCGGAGGUGAUACAGCCGUUGCACAAGGUGAGCUGCGUGCAGAACCACAACGCGCACUUCCAGUGCAAGAUCAUCGGUAUUCCAAAGCCUACGAUCACGUGGUUCAAAGGUGCCCGGGAGAUUGUUAGCGGAUCCCGAUACAACAUAUACUCGGAAGGCGACGUGCACAAUUUGAUUAUCCACGACGUGUUCGGAGAAGACGCGGACGAAUACUUCUGUCGCGCUGUGAACAAGUGCGGCGUGAAAUCGACCAAGGGCGAACUUCUCAUCAAAACGCCACCGAAAUUGAACGUACCGCCUAGAUUCCGAGACACCGCGUUCUUCGACAAAGGCGUCAACGUGGUUAUCAAGAUUCCAUUCACCGGAUAUCCGAAACCAAAGAUCACUUGGGUGAGAGAGGGAGAGGUAAUCGAGUCAGGAGGCCACUACACCGUGGAGGUAAAGGAAAGACACGCCGUGCUCACCAUCAUAGACGGCAGUCGUAUCGACUCGGGACCUUAUCGUAUCACCGCUGAAAAUGACCUGGGUCAGGACAGUGCGAUCAUCAAGAUACAGAUCAGCGAUAGACCAGAUCCACCGAGAUUCCCGCAGGUGGACAAUAUCGGUCACGACUCGUUGGCUUUGAGCUGGAAACCACCAGUUUGGGACGGCGGUAGCAACAUCACCAACUAUCUCGUCGAGAAACGAGAACAUCCGAUGACCAGUUGGAUCAGAGUCGGAAACACCAGAUUCUGCUCGAUGGCGGUCACCGGGCUCAGCCCGGGACACCAGUACGACUUCCGAAUUUGCGCGGAAAAUAUCUACGGUAGAUCCGAUCCAAGCGAAGUGACGCCGCUGAUCACCACCAAGGGCACCGUCAAGAGAGAGUUCAAGCAAAAGGAGUACAAAGUGGACGAGACCGGCAAGAAGAUCCGCGGACGAAGCGACGAGAAGCCACGAGAUUACGACCAAUUCGUGUUCGACAUCUACAGCAAAUACGUGCCGCAACCGGUCGAAAUUAAACAUAUCUCGGUUUACGAUAGAUACGACAUUCUCGAGGAGAUCGGAACCGGCGCGUUUGGAGUGGUUCAUCGUUGCCGGGAGAGAGCCACCGGGAACAUAUUCGCGGCCAAGUUCAUCCCUGUGUCCCACGCGAUGGAGAAGGAACUCAUCAGGAAAGAAAUCGAUAUAAUGAAUCAGUUGCAUCAUCCGAAAUUGAUCAACCUUCACGAUGCCUUCGAGGACGAUGACGAGAUGGUCCUAAUCUUCGAAUUCUUGUCCGGUGGUGAACUGUUCGAGAGGAUCACGGCGGAGGGCUACACCAUGUCCGAGGCCGAAGUUAUCAACUACAUGAGGCAGAUCUGCGAAGCCGUGAAACACAUGCACGAGAAGAACAUCAUACAUUUAGAUAUCAAACCCGAGAACAUCAUGUGCCAGACGCGUAACAGUACUAACGUGAAACUGAUCGACUUUGGCUUAGCUACGAAACUCGAUCCCAACGAGGUGGUGAAGAUCAGUACCGGCACGGCAGAAUUUGCCGCACCUGAGAUCGUUGAGCGCGAACCAGUCGGCUUUUACACGGACAUGUGGGCUUGCGGUGUCUUGGCUUAUGUCCUGUUAAGCGGUCUUUCCCCGUUUGCCGGAGACAAUGACAUCGAAACUCUGAAGAACGUGAAGGCCUGCGACUGGGACUUUGACGAGGAAGCCUUCCGCGACGUCUCCGAAGAAGGCAAGGACUUCAUUAGACGGUUGCUCGUCAAGAACAAAGAAAAGCGCAUGACUGCCCACGAAUGUCUCCUGCAUCCCUGGCUAACCGGUGAUCACAGUAACCGUACGACACCAAUUGCGAGCAGCCGGUAUCUGAACUUUAGAGACAGGUUGCGAGCCAAGUAUGAGAACUGGGACAAAUACGUUCUUCCUAUUGGUCGAUUAGCCGAAUAUUCGUCUCUUAGGAAACUGUUGAUUGAAAAAUACAAGAUCUACGAUUCGUGCUUUGAUCGACGACAAGCGGCGCCUAGGUUCGUCAUAAAGCCGACCAGCGCGUUUGCAUACGAAGGACAGAGCGUGAAAUUCACCUGUCGUGUGAUCGCAAUUGCUUCUCCGACUCUCACGUGGUUCCACAACAACCAGGAACUCCGGCAGUCCGUGAAAUUCAUGAAACGAUACCACGGCGACGAUUAUACCUUCAUCAUCAACAGAGUGAAACUAGAGGACAGAGGAGAAUAUGUGAUUAGGGCAGAGAAUCACUAUGGCUACAGAGAGGAAGUCGUCUUCCUGAAUGUGCAACCGCUACCUAGGGAAAUUCCAAAAUACAGACCAGAACUGCACCCAGUCCGAAGGAGAGAACCACUUGGUUACAACGUCUGGCUAGAGACGAUCGAAUCGGCACCCAACUUCACCUUCUUGCUUCGACCUCGUGUCAUUCAAGUCAGACAAACUUGCAAACUACUUUGCUGUCUCAGUGGUAAUCCACCACCGACGGUGAAAUGGUACAAAGAUAGAGACGAGCUGUCCAAGUAUCACUACGCGAUGACAAACGCAGACGGUGUUGUUACAAUGGAAAUAAUAGACUGUAAACCAGAGGAUAGUGGUAAAUAUCGUUGCGUCGCAACCAACAUCCAUGGAAAGGAUGAAACUAGUUGCGUAGUCAUCGUUGAAGGCACCGGAGAAACCGAGGAGCAACUUAAAUUAGCGCACGACCUCCUACAUUCCGGAGAUCGGAAAUUCAUCGAGCAACCGCUAAAACCGGCACCGCCACCGAUCGUGACAGUACAUAAAGCCGGUGGAUACAGUGGAUACAGUUCUACUACCACACAGGGUCAUAACUACAGUAGUACUACUACCACUAAGCAUAAUUCCACGAGUUCAUCUUCCUACAAGACUACUGACUCCAGUUCGGAGAAACGAAGUGUCAAGAAAUAUGGACUCGAUACCGCCGGCAGUCCAUCUCGGUCCAGGAGUACGACAAAGGAAUUGAUUUAUCCUCCGGAUGAAUCGAUGAGAGCGCCGCAAUUCACGAAAAAGUUAAACGAUCUGACCAUCAAUGACGGAGAACAGUUGGAAUUAACCGUGAAUGUUGACGGCGAUCCAGAACCACAGGUUAACUGGUCUAGAAAUGGCAAGACGCUAAGUUCGUCUGGAAUAAUGAGCUUGAAGUACAAAAAUGGAGUUGCAACUCUCACGAUCAACGAGGUAUUCCCUGAAGAUGAGGGUGAAUAUACUUGCCAAGCGAGCAACAGCAUCGGUACCGUAACUACCUCUUGCAAAUUAACCGUGAAACCCAUGGCGAGUGCAGCGGGGAAAAAGAGAACUGACGAUAAACCUCCAAAGAUCGUAGACCACGUGACCAGUAUGUUUGUAAAGGACGGUGAAGCCGUAACCUUAAGUUGUCGAAUAAUUGGUGCGAAAAAAUUCGAUGUGGUCUGGCUUCACAAUAACAAGGAAAUCAAACCUAGCAAAGACUUCCAAUACAGCAGCGAAGCUAAUAUCUAUAAAUUAAAUAUUGCCGAGAUCUUCCCCGAGGACUCUGGUACAUAUACCUGCGAGGCAUUCAAUGACGCAGGAGAGAGCUUCUCGUCGUGCACAUUAAACGUACUUGUUCCAAACGAGGAACCGAAGAGUCCAGUCUUCGCGACAUUCCCACAAUCUGCAACGGUAAGCGAAGGCGAAUCGGUUACAUUUGUAUGCAAGACUGAAACCGCGCCUCUGAAAGUAACGUGGUUGAAAGACGGAAAGGCACUCCCGGAAUCUAGCAGCAGGUACCUCUUCAGUUCAGACGGCGACAAAUCGUUCGAGUUGCGUAUCAAAUCGUGCACUGCUAGCGACGUUGGUCAGUAUGUUGCUCGUGCGAUUGGUAAAAAGGGUGAAACCAACGCUGCUUUCGCCCUAAAUGUUACCAGUGCUAACGAAUAGUGAAAUCGCUGAUUUCACAUGUGACAAAUCGCAACACGACAAGGUUUCUAGAAUUUUAUCGGGAGGACAACGAUAAGAAAAAAGAAAUAUGUAAAAAUGAACUGUAUAAAUAUGCGACUUCAAAAUAAUCGCGAUCAUAAGCGACGUAACGCUCGUGUAUAAAAGAGAAAUUGGAAAACUACUGUAUUCAUGCUAUUCUAUAUGUAAAUUAUCAUGGAACGUUAUAUUUACUUUUUGUGUGCUUAUCAUAUCGCAAAAAAAGAAACAAAUGAUAUCGUCAUAUGAUAAAAAAAAACAAUCCAAAGCGUUAAGCAAUACGGAUAGCACGCGCAAUCUAUACGCUAAUACGAGCUUUGCUGUAUACACGAAUUAGCAUAUUUUAAGUACACAAUCGUACAUAACGGCAGCGUAAGAUGUAAACUGAAAACAUUCGCUAUAGUCAGACUUGCAGGAUAACCAGCAUCCUCGUACAUUAAAACAUCAAUAAAAAAAAUCUUGCUAGGUGGCUAUACGAGGUAGUUUAACUCUGCCGAGAUGUACGUCCUUAUUCCAUGUAAUCGUACGCACUGUCGUGUUAUACAUGUUUGAAGACUGCUUCCGUUACAAAAUUUCAGAUAAAUAAAACAUGAUUCAAAUAUAAA
This is a messenger RNA of Eufriesea mexicana, 27366 nucleotides long. RefSeq names its product projectin protein bent (gene bent). The transcript is spliced from 106 exons. Gene Ontology annotation, biological process: protein phosphorylation. Gene Ontology annotation, molecular function: protein kinase activity; protein binding; ATP binding. The record is from RefSeq and is a predicted model, not a curated record. Lineage: Eukaryota; Metazoa; Arthropoda; Insecta; Hymenoptera; Apidae. Bases 686 to 26725 code for a protein of 8679 amino acids.